AUGGCUGGUGGAUUCUUUCGUGGCACAAAUAUCGACCAGGACCUGCGGUUUGGCGAUGCAUCAAAGAAGCUGAUGAAAGACAUGGGCUUCAGCGAUCUUUUGAAGCGCAAGGUGGAUAUGUCCAAGGUUAACAUGGACGUAAUCAAGCCGUGGAUCGCCACUACUGUCAACGAGCUGCUGGGAGUCGAGGAUGAAGUGUUGUUUGAGUAUGUUGUAAAUCUGCUCGGCGAAUCAAACUCUCCCGAUCCCAAAGCAAUUCAGGUCAACUUGACCGGCUUCCUUGAAUCCAAGACGCAGGGAUUCAUGCAGGACCUGUGGUCGCUGCUGCUCGAGGCUCAAGAUUGUACAGGCGGAAUUCCUGAAUCCCUUGUCAAACAGAAAAUGGACCAAUUGCAGAAGAAGCGCGAGAUGGAAGCGAAGAUACUCGGCGCACUGGCAGGCGCAGUCGCUGGGGUAGCGCGGAGCAGGACCGCAGUUAUUCUCGCGAGCGACACCGGCGAAGCAGGAGUCGCAGCAAUGGCAGGGAUAGAAGUUUGAGCCGCGAUAGGCGUCGGGGGCGCAGGCAGGGUCGCAGUCGCUCUCGCAGCAAUAGCAGUUCCAGACGUCGCAGCAGGAGUCGCAGCAGGAGCCUAACACCAGACAAUGACAGGUACCGCCGCCGCCGCAACCAUCGUAGAUACAGCAGGAGUAGGAGCAGGGGUAGGAGCAACGAGGGCAGGCACCAUGGACGCAGCCAUCGCCAGAGUCGUUCUCGG
This is a messenger RNA of Linderina pennispora, 755 nucleotides long. RefSeq names its product PWI domain-containing protein. Gene Ontology annotation, cellular component: spliceosomal complex. Gene Ontology annotation, biological process: regulation of mRNA splicing, via spliceosome; mRNA processing. Gene Ontology annotation, molecular function: RNA binding. The record is from RefSeq and is a predicted model, not a curated record. The transcript is spliced from 3 exons. Bases 1 to 537 code for a protein of 178 amino acids. NCBI's taxonomy places the organism in Eukaryota, Fungi, Kickxellomycota, Kickxellomycetes, Kickxellales, Kickxellaceae.